UGAGUCGCACAUUGUCUUGGAACUCUGAGAAAGCGUACGAGUCUGAUGUUGAGCGCAGCAGUGAAAGAAUGUAGUCAGAUAACAAUUAGACAGUUUGCGAAUGCGACGUAAAUUGCCCGUAACUGUAAUUUACCGCCAUGAGUUUCGCCAGCGUCAAACACUGAUUAUGUCAAGUGCCGUCUCCGUUAAGGGAAGAACUUUAGCAGAAGUGAAGAAAUAAUAGCAGGAGAGACCUAGCGAUGGAGCAAGCCGACGGUGGCUACGUGCUGAGCAUCCCUGUGCCGGUCAUGCGGCGCGGCGGCUCCGACACGCACCUGGAGCUGGAGCGCAGCACGUCGUCGGCCUCGUCGAGCUACGCCGAGCUCUUCCCGGACUUCCGGCGCAGCCGCGCCAGCCUGAGCGGCCUGCAGCAGAAGGCGCUGAAGGUGACGGAGCAGCUGAAGAUCGAGCAGACGGCGCGCGACGCCAACGUGGCCGAGUACCUGAAGCUGGUCAACAGCGCGGACAAGCAGCAGGUGGCGCGCAUCCGGCAGGUAUUCGAGAAGAAGCAUCAGAAGUCCACGCAGACCAUCGGCAACCUGCAGCGUAAGCUGGAGCAGUACCACCGCCGCAUAAAGGACUGCGAGGGCAGUGGCCACAACACCUCCCACUCCUCUCCGUCCACCCUCCGGCACAACACGUCCAACGCGUCCAAUGCGUCCAACAACGCCUCGCCGUCCAGUGCGGUCAAAGACGACUCCCCGAGCAGCAAGAGGGAGCAGCACCUGAGGGACAUGACGUCGGGCAGCGGGCGCCACCCGACCCUGGACAAGAUCAGGACCAUCGGCCCCGGCGUGUCGCUCUCGCCACCUUUCUUUUUCAGCAAGCCGCGCGAGUUCGCCAACCUCAUCCGCAACAAGUUCGGCAGCGCCGACAACAUCGCCCACCUCAAGACCUCGCUGGACGUGCCCUCGGGCUUCCAGCAGGAGGGCGAGGCCAGCCGCGCGCUCAGCAGCAGCGCCAACAUGGUGGACAAGCCCAAAGUAUUAUAUGAGAGACUGGAGGAUCAACUGAAUGACCUUACGGAGCUCCACCAGCAUGAGAUGGCCAAUCUGAAGCAGGUUCUGGCCAGCAUAGAGGAGAAAGUGGCCUAUCAGGCAAAUGAGCGAGCCAGAGAUCUCACGGAGGCGCUGGAGUCGUGCCAGACGCGGGUGUUCAAGCUGGAGCUCCAGCAGCAGCAGCAGCAGACCGUCCAGUGGGAGAGUGGCGGGGACGCGCGCGUGCUCCUGGGCCGCUGCAUCAACAUCCUGCUGGCGCUGGCCACCGUGGUGCUGGUGUGCGUCUCCACGGUGGCCAAGUUCACGGCGCCCAUGCUGCGCAGCCGACUGCACGUGCUGGGCACCUCGCUGGGCCUGCUGCUGCUGGCCUUCUGCUGGAAGCACUGGGAGCAGCUGCAGUGCGCCGUGGAGCGCCUCCUGGUGCCCACCUGAGAGCACUGCGCUCUGGUGGGAAAAGAUACGAUUGCACUCUGGUGGUCAAGGAUGGCAACAUGAUAAAGGCAGGCAACAGCAGUAGCAGUAUCACCACCACUAAAGAAGAAUGCCUCCAGUCCAGUCCAGUCCAGAGAAUGCAGAAGGACAUCUGACCAAUGAUUUCGACUGGACUGGAAGGAGGGUACACUUCAAGAACUGUCCUGUUUAAAGGGUUUUAUGACACUGGCAUGAAUAAUGUGAUAGUUUCUCUAUUUCUCUCUAACUCUCUUCUUUCCUUCUAACACUCACGGUUCUCAUCCUCUGGCUCUUCGUCUAUGUUCUCUCCUCUCUACUUUUGCCAGGAGUUGAGAUGUGUUAUUUUCUAGGGCAAGAUUGGAAGUGUCAGUUUGCAUCUGUGUUGACUGGACCAGUUGAGGAAAGUGCAAUAUCUAUUACCUUUUUUUUAGACUUCUUUUUUAACUAACAUUAUGAUGGAAUUGUAUGCAUGUCUUUUUUUUAAACUAUGUUUUAAAAUCAAAGUCAUGGAACCACACAGCAAAGAGAGAGCCUGAAGGGUUUGGUGGAUUUUCAGUCUGUUUGAAUGUUACUUAACAGGGGGGCUAUCAUUAGCCUCAGGUUGUGCUGUGAAGCUCUCUUCUGUCCUUGACACCUACCUAUAUGGGCAUCGACUAGUCUCAAACCUACAUUGCACACAAUGGCGCAUCGCAAGCUCAUGCCACUAGAACAAAGAGUUCAAAAGUACACUUCAAAGCAAAGACAGUUUUAAAUACACUUCAAAGAAGAAGACAUUUUUAUUUUCUUUUUUUCUUUGUUUACUCUGGUCAACUCAUUAGACAACCUCUCCAUUGUAGACCAGCAGAAGUGUUCAAGAUUUCGGAGCACCGGCAAACUGACCUUACCCGCUGAAGCGGAGCUGUAACUUUUCACUACUGGUCAGGUGAAUGGCCUGACGUCUGCGAGAUGGAGAGCGGGGUUCCUGUGAAAACGUUUACUAUUAAGACUGUGAUACAUUACCUCUGGACUGUUCAAGCCUGUGGAGUAUUUUUAUACAUCUCUGUGGAAAUUCAGAAUUAAAUAUAAGCCUAAUUUUUAAGCAACA
Molecule: messenger RNA, 2571 nt
Organism: Alosa alosa (allis shad)
Lineage: Eukaryota; Metazoa; Chordata; Actinopteri; Clupeiformes; Clupeidae
Product: transmembrane and coiled-coil domain protein 3-like
Exons: 4
Coding region: 240-1469 (409 amino acids)
Cellular component (GO): endomembrane system
Source: RefSeq, a predicted model, not a curated record